Caenorhabditis briggsae is the source of this 672-nucleotide messenger RNA. The record is from RefSeq and is a predicted model, not a curated record. The transcript is spliced from 4 exons. Bases 1 to 672 code for a protein of 223 amino acids. Lineage: Eukaryota; Metazoa; Nematoda; Chromadorea; Rhabditida; Rhabditidae.
AUGACUUCCUCUUCUACAUUCUCCGUUGUUCUUCUUUUUGCAACUUUUUGGUCUUCUGCGAAUGCGUGUGUUGCAUCUGGAACUUGUGGUCUGGGACCAUGCUUUAAUCCUCUCCCCGCCCUCCCAUCCCCUUGUGCAUCAUCCGGUUGUGGUCCUGGGUUCUCAUGCGGAUCAUACGGAUGCUAUCGUACAAAAGCUCGCGUCCAUGCUGCUGGAACACAUCAUCAAGGACCAAUUCUAUUCGGAGCUGAUCGAUUUUCGCAAUUCCGACGACAACAGCCGACACCUCCUCAACAAGCGACGGACCCGAAUGCCUUAUUCAUGCAAUGUUGUGAGCAAAGAGGACUUCCGGACGCUUGUCUUCAGAAGUGCACAUUCAAUACCUAUUCUAAAGAAUCUUUGACCCGGAUGUACUUCCGUCAAGAUGCUUGCCCAUUGGCUGCUUCCGCCGAAAUCCAAUUUUGCGCGGCUCAAGGAAGAGAUCAUCGUGCUUGCUGUAUCCGAAAUGGAGUCACAACCACUCUCGCCGGUGACAAAUGCUUGACUUUCUGUGAUCAAAGACCUGGAAAUGUCACUCUUCUCGACUAUUCUUAUGUUUCCUGCUAUGAUCGUUUCGAGAACAUGAAGUCGUGUUUCUGGCACGACGCUGCUGAGAGAUCAAAGAAGUUGUAG